AUGGCAAUGAACAACGGAAUGAAGAAGCGUGUCGUUGUUGUAGUCAUAACGUAUUUGGAGUCUUUGAAUCGAUUGAUUGCAAUAUUAAUUAGUAUGUGUGCUUUGUUAUUGGCGAAUAUUGCAAGACGGAGAAGUAACAGGAAUAGAUUAAUUUGGGAUUGUUAUGGUAGGGCGUCGUCUAGGGAAAUCAAUUUCCAUAGAAUAGUUUAUAUGAGUGACAGGGCUUGUAUUGAGAAUACAAGGAUGGACAGAACUUGUUUUUUUAAGUUGUGUGAGAUGCUGAAAACUGUUGGGAGGCUUGAAGCCACCCGACACAUGGGGGUAGAAGAGAUGGUUGCAUUAUUUCUUCACAUCUUGGCGCAUGAUGUUAAGAAUAGAGUUAUUAAAAGACAAUUCAUGAGGUCUGGCGAAACCAUAAGCAGACAGUUCACAAAUGUCUUGCUGGCUGUUUUACGUUGUCAUAAAGUUUUACUCAAACGACCUCAGCCAGUCCCCGAAAAUUCAACUGAUGAGAAGUGGAAAUGGUUUAAGAAUUGUUUGGGAGCUCUGGAUGGGACACACAUCAAGAUCAACCCCUUACAAGGUGAUAAGCCUAGAUAUCAGACUAGGAAGGGUGAAAUAGCAACAAAUGUGUUAGGUGUUUGUUCUCAAGAUUGUCAGUUUAUAUAUGUAUUGCCUGGAUGGGAGGGAUCGGCUGCAGAUUCGAGAGUCCUCAGAGAUGCUAUAUCUCGAACGAAUGGAUUACGGGUGCCAAAAGAAUUUUAUUAUCUGUGUGAUGUUGGUUACAUGAAUGGGGAAGGAUUCCUUGCACCUUAUCGAGGGCAAAGGUAUCAUCUAAGCGAGUGGAGGCAGGGAGCACAUCCAACAACACCACAAAAAUUCUUUAACAUGAAACACUCUUCCGCCAGGAAUGCCAUAGAGCGAUGUUUUGGGAUGUUGAAGGGGCGAUGGGCGAUAAUAAGGUCAAAGUCAUUUUAUCCGGUCAAAACACAGUGCAGAAUAAUAACUGCAUGUUGCUUGCUUCACAACCAUAUUAGGCGAGAAAUGGCAAGUGACCCUAUGGAUGACCAUGCAGAGGAUAUGCAAGAGACACAUCCUGAUGUUGGAGAUAACAUGCUCAUUACUCAUGUAGAGUCAUCUACUGCUUGGACUAAUUGGAGAGAUAAUUUGGCGCAAGAGAUGUUUAACACUUGGAGGAGACGUGCAUGA
Messenger RNA from Gastrolobium bilobum, 1209 nucleotides. Its product is annotated as protein ALP1-like. The coding region runs from base 1 to 1209 and encodes 402 amino acids. NCBI's taxonomy places the organism in Eukaryota, Viridiplantae, Streptophyta, Magnoliopsida, Fabales, Fabaceae. The transcript is spliced from 3 exons. The record is from RefSeq and is a predicted model, not a curated record.